CACUGAUGUUUCUGAGUUACACUGUUGUUUCUAUCGGCCAUCACACACACAGCAGCCUCAGAGCCUCAGACCCGGAGCCUCAGACCCGGAGCAGGGGGACUUAAAUCCGCCGAACAUCUCACUUUAUCACCGACAGACAGACAGACAGACAGCUGCUGCUGAACGCAACACGACAUCUGAGCUUAUCUGGGUUAAAACAAACGUAAAACCUCCGCCUGCCCCGCUCAGGAUCAGACCAUCUUUAAAUCUGACAACAGACUAAACUCCUCCGAUAAAUCCUCGAGGACCGGAGCUUCUUCCAGGCGACACAUCCGGUACAGUCCCUAAUGGCGGAGCAUCUGUCCCAGAGUGAGCUCGACUAUCCCUUCAAACUGCUGGAGUAUUUCAACGGCUUCAGAGUGUCAAAGGUGAUAUUCUCAGCCUGUGAACUCGGAGUCUUCGACCUCCUGUUAAAGUCUCAGGAGCCGCUCAGCGCUCAACAUGUGGCUCAAGAGCUCAGAACCAGUGAGGACGGGAUGGAGAGGCUACUGGACGCACUGGUGGGCAUCGAGAUACUGGAGGUGGAGAACAUGGACGGGACAGCUGUGUACAGCAGUACAGAUGUGGCAAACCUGUAUCUGGCCAAAGGAAGCAGCAAGUCUCUGCACGACAUGAUCAUCUACCAAUCACAGACCAUCUACCCUCUGUGGAACAACAUGGUGGACGCCGUCAGGGAGGGCAGGAACCAGAAUGAGAAGACCUUCGGCCUUCCUCCAGAGGAUGUCUUCCAGGCCAUCUACAGGUCAGAGGAGGAGAUGCUGAAGUUCAUGGGUCUGAUGAACUCCUCCUGGGUUCUAGAUGGACACGACAUCGUGACGGCGUUCAACCUCUCCUGCUUUCAGAACAUCGUUGAUCUGGGAGGAUGCACUGGGGCUCUGGCCCGUGAGAUGGUGAAGGCGUACCCGUCCUCCUCCGUCACGGUGUUUGACCUCCCGCAAGUGGUCGAGAUGGCCCAGAAACAUUUCUGUCAGGAGGACGACACCGUGCUCUUCCAGAGCGGAGAUUUCUUCAGCGGUGAGGUUCCUCCUGCUGAUCUCUACGUUCUGGCCCGAAUCCUCCAUGAUUGGCCUGAGGAGAGGUGUCUGACGCUGCUGAGGAAGAUCCACCACACCUGCAGGCCAGGUGGCGGCGUCCUGCUGGUGGAAGCCAUGCUGUUUGAGAACAGACGAGGGCCCGUCAUGACUCAGAUCUUCUCCCUCAACAUGCUGGUGCAGGCGGAGGGACGGGAGCGCCCACCGUCCGAGUACACACGCAUCCUCAACAAGACCGGCUUCCACAACAUCCAGUUGUGCCGCACAGGCAAGUCUUACGAUGCCAUCCUGGCCAUCAGAUGAGCUGGAGACAGGUGGGAGAAGGAAGUGCUGGAGACAGGUGGGAGGAGUCUCAGAGAAAGUACAGGAACUUUUCAAAGACUUCAGAGGGUUUGUAGGACGACAUGAUCUGAUCAACUCUGAACACCAAAAUGUUUCCUGUCUCAGAGCUGACGGAGCUCCAGUUUCCUUUGUGACGACACGUCAGCCUGUUUUUAUCGUAUCUCCCCGACAUAGACGUUUCUCUGGACCGAAGCUGCUGCAGGAAGUUUCUGAUCAGUGUCUGAAACACAUCUGUGGAAACAAACAGAAACUCUUCAGGGUCAAAGAAAAGUUUUAGGAAAUACUCUGAGUCCAACUGACAGCCAGCAACACGUUAGCUUAGCUUAGCUCAGUUUUGCAUAACGACUGGAAACAGGUAGAAACAGUGAGCCUGGCUCCGUCUAAAAUCAGCCCACCACCCAGCCUACAUCUGUAUGUGGGGCCCUUAUAUGAGACUGUCCACAGGAUCCAUAUUGACCCCACACAGGUGUGUUCACCCAGGUGGGCUCCAUGUCAGUACUGCUGGAGCUGCCUGGGUAGCAACAGUGAUGGGCCCAAAAUGGACGUCUUAUCUGGGGCUCACCUGGGUAAACAAACCAAUGUGGGGUCAGUAUGGAGCCUGUGGACAGUCCCACACAGGGGCCCCUUAUUCAGCCCACAUGGGCCCCACAUACAGAUGUUGGCUGGGCUGCACAUCUAAACAUCACUAACAUUUUAUAUGUCUUUGUUAAUACGCACAAAAACCAAAGUGUAAAAAUGUUGUCAGUUAUCUGAACAAGUUUAAAGAUGCACUGAUGAGACGGGGGGUCAGAGCAGUUGGGGGUUUGAUGCUUUGCUCAGAGGCACCUCAGCAGCCCCAGGAUCCUGAGCCGUCAGCUCUCUGGCUCCCAGUCCACAUCCAGUGUUUGGUCCAUUCAGGGACUUGAACUUGUGAGUCUCCUCAGACUGAGCUGCCGCCGCCCCGGGCUGUGAGCUUCCGACUGACCUCGUUUUAAAAAGAGAGGACGAUGAUUUACUGUGACGGGUUUGUUUUUGUGACUGAACUGAAUCAUGAUUCAUAUACACAGUCUGAUCUUUGUAACCAUCAUCACUGUCUGUGAAGCAGCAGAGACAGGGAAACUAAAAAGCAACCAGAGUCUUUAUUUAGUAGCUUUUAAGAAACAGAGAUGUGUCUCAGCAUGAACUAAUCUCAGUGUACAAACACUAGGCAGACCUGUGUGAUCCUGGUGCACAGACUGACCCAGGUGUGUCUGAGCCUCUGUUAAUGACAGAUAUCUGUGAGACAGACAAAGAUGAAAAAGAGAAAAAGACAAUAUUAUAACCUAAAAUAAAUCCGACCUCACCAAACUAAAAUCUCAGAACCACAGAUUCACUCUUGAGUUUUUACACCUGUGUUCAGGUGAGAGCCUCACCAGGGGCAUGAUGUCUUCAGGUUGUCUGUCCGUCUGUCCCAUUCUCGUCAACAGAUGUCAAGAAUGGCUCGAGGGAGUUUCAUUCAAUUUGGCACAAACGUCCACUCUGACUGUAGAAUGAACUGAUGAGAAUUUUCUAUCCAAAAGGUCAACGGUCAUCUUGACUGUGACAUCAUCAUGUUUUAACGUCAUAUCUCAGGAACAGAAGGGGAGACAUUUGGUCAGAUACUGAAUUGGUGACUCUAAUCUUGAAACUGUGCUGAUUGUAUAGAUCUUCUGUGUGUGAAGCAUCCAUGUUUUCACUGACAUGGAUGGAGACUGUCAGAGACACUGGACUGGUGGGCGGAGUCAUACAACCACAGGGUGGACUGGUGGGCGGAGUCAUACAACUACAGAGUGGGCUGGUGGGCGGAGUCAUACAAUCACAGGGUGGGCGGGUGGGCGGGGUCAUACAACCACAGGGGCGGUGACUCUUGCUCAGUCCGAGUAGUGUUUUCAUGUGAUGGGUCACUGUGAUGAGGUCAGCGCUCUGCUUUGUUUAUCAGACUUUAACACUCCUCUGAAGAUUAAUUACAAACACUGAUUUAUAUCUGAGCUGACGAACAUGUUGUGUGUUGUGAUGUUAUGUUUAAUGUGCGACUGUGUUGACUGUGAUGAGUUCAUGUUCCCUCUCAGACUGCAUGUAAAUCAGACACUCAGUUUGCCUCCACCAUCCCUCUGCUGCUGUUACAAAGAAGAAUCACUGCAGUGCUGUUGUUUUUAUUUAUGUUUGUUUGUUUGUUACAUUUCUGGAACAUCACGUGUUUACACAUAAUCUGAGCUCUGAUUGUGUACUGAUGAUGUCACAUCCUGAAUACAGAGCAGUGUGAGAGGAGCAGGAGACACUUUAGCGUUAGUGAUGUGUGUGACAGACGAGGUGUGAAUGAUUGUUUUGUGUCCUCUGACUGUUCCACGUCACCAGCAUGAAUCCUGCACAUUCAGUCACACACCGACGUCUUCUUUCUUCUUUGUAAAAGGUUCAUGUUUAUAGAAAUUAAUAAUUAAAACUAUGCAUGUGUAGACGAUCCCCAGGUGACUGAUUCUGACGAUGCAGCUCUGUUAUUGAUGCAGUUUUUCUCCACAUGUAACUUUACAUAUUAAACACGUUAUUAAAAACAAUCAGGAACAUACUGCAUCUGUUUUAUCGCUGUCUUUAAAGCUGUCUGUGACUUUAUUCUGCACCGAUCCUUCCUGACCCUUCUGACAUUAAAGGAAACGACCACUUCCAUUUUAUUCUCCAUUUAUUUUCACAUAUUUUAAAAAGAAGAAUUACAAUCAUACUCUUCAUAAAGCUAAACCUGAAACCUAUAAAAAGUAAAUACAAUCAAACAAAGUGUGACUAAAACAUUAGCUUCUACAUCACAUUUCUAUUCCAGCACAUGUUUAGUGGGAUUUUUAUUAAUAUAGAAAAACAAAAUAUGAUGAUUUGUUUGUUGGUAUCGCUGCUUAAAAUCAUUGUGAAACCCAUCAACAGAAUAUUUAAUGAGAUUUAAUUUUCUUAUUUAUAGCUUCUAACAGGGGAGAAAAAAGUUGGUAUUCAGGGGUUAAUGUAAAACCUCUGGACUUAUAUUUUAAAUGAUUCAAUCUUUUACUGGAGCUUUUCACAACAUAAUGUAGUGUGUUUAUUUAUAUGAGUAAUUUUUACACUGAAAUCAACAAAAAUGGAAUACUGUGAGGCCCGGCCCAGCAUCGGCCCAGCAGUGGCCCAGCAUCGGCCCAGCAGCGGCCCAGCAGCGGCCCAGCAGCGGCCCUCAGCACGCCGGAAGAAAUGAGUCCUGUAAAAUAUAUUUAACUGUAACCUCACAGUUAGAGCCUGUUACAUUACUGAUAUAUGACAGAAUGUUCCUGUAAAUGACUGAAUUUACAUCUGAUUACUGUGAUUUAUCAGUAUGCUCCUGUAAAAUUAUUAUAUUUACCUGCAUAAAUUUCACAAUAAAAUGUGGUUAAAUAUCACAGUAAAAGCCUGUGAGGUGAUAAUAAUGUCAUUUACUGUGAAAUAUUACAGUUACAUAUUGUAACUUCCUGGAAAUAAUUUGCAGUGCAGUUGUUUUUACAGUUUAACAUUGUCACACAACAACAACCUGUGUAAAUAAAUAAUUCUAAUUAACA
Molecule: messenger RNA, 4951 nt
Organism: Epinephelus moara (kelp grouper)
Lineage: Eukaryota; Metazoa; Chordata; Actinopteri; Perciformes; Serranidae
Gene: asmt2
Product: acetylserotonin O-methyltransferase 2
Exons: 9
Coding region: 327-1373 (348 amino acids)
Biological process (GO): methylation; melatonin biosynthetic process
Molecular function (GO): acetylserotonin O-methyltransferase activity
Source: RefSeq, a predicted model, not a curated record